CAUUAAAGCGACUUUGAUAUAAUUGUUUUAUAACUACAUUCCGAUUCAACAAACACAGCUCUACAAGUAUUUAACUAAGGUUUAAUAUUGUCCUAUGCAUGAAGGCUAUAUGUCCUAACUCAACACUCAUAUUGUAUACAUACCUAUUUACAGAUAUUUAUAUUAAGAAAAAUCGAUGAAACAGAAUGGGAAAAUUACAUCUUGGGAAAUAUCUCGCAAACACAAAAGUAGGUCGAACGCUAUUCAGAAAUGGGAGACGGGUAAUGAUGAUUUUCAGGAUUUAAAAGACAUUAAAGACUACCUGAAGAAAAUGCAACCAGGAAAUUGCCCGAACAUGGGUAUUUUCUACGGAAGCGAUAACAACAAUUAUGUACAAAGGAAUUCAAACCAAAAUUUGAAACAGGAUGAAAUCUUUCUCGUCAAUGGAUCGGAGAAUUAUGUCAGUGAGGGAUUGUCAAAGAGUUUCAUGGGGAUCUGCUUCAAUUUCCUUCAGUCUGAACGAAAGAUCAACCAUAACUAUAAAAAAAAAUCAAGUGAAAGUGACGUCGUAGAAUUGGGAAGGAAAAUAAAUGAAGGAAAACAAAAGAAGCUUUUAAUCAUGAGAGCAACUAACCGAAGAAUUCCCUCUGUUUCAAGCUUUAAGUCCAAGGUUAUGAUCCCAGAGGACAAAUUUUACAUUUUACAAAGCUUGACUUACAAUACAAAAUCCAAAUUGAGAAAUGGGACUGAGCAUAGUCGUGAAGUCAAAGGAAAGCGCUCCGCACGUCAUAGUAAAAGUCCUACAAAUUAUCAACAAAAUGCCUCGUUCACUGAAAACGCUCAAAAACAAAGCACAUGCUCCUCACGUGUGUAUGCUUUUCAGAGAGGCUUGGUAUCAAAUGAAGAGGCCAAAACGUUUGAUUCAUUCAAACCUAAACAUGUCCUCCCUGCAGUCAUUGCUGAAAGAAUAGGGAGCAUUGAUCAAAAAAAGUAUAGAUUAUCUUUCGAAAGCACAGUUUUUACGUCAAAGGAACGUGAUCAUGGCACAGCAAACAAAUCGUACUGUGAUGGAUCGGUUACACCAAAGUAUCAUUCAAUUCCCCCAUAUAAAGAAUUUCCAGCGAAAAGUGUAAUACCAGCUAUUAACGAAAGAAGAUACUCUGAUUUUUUCAGCUAUAUUCAAUUUCUUUGCAAGGAGAGAAACAAAAGAAAGGAGAGUGCAAAUGUUUUAAGGCAACUGAAUGAUCGUCGAUGGCGUGACAAACAUGCAGCGAAUAAUUUAUUGAGGAAUUUUGGCGGUGGCAUUCUAGAAGAUAUUUACAGAGGUAUCAAAGGAUCAAAAAUAUCCAUAAACGAGCCAGUCCAGUUCAAAUUUACACGGGAACUUCUCGGUGAGAGAAAACAGCAUUCCAUCGAUGAUAGUUGUCCACAAAAGUUCCAUUUAGUACUUCCUGGACGUAAUUCCUACAGCAAAAAUAUGGAAUAUCUACCAUAGUUGUCAUAAAGUUUCAUUUAAGAAAUAAAAGAUGUUUACUGUGUUUGCACGGGCUUGUGCAAACCGAAGAGACCUUUGGGAGAACUCGAGAGCAGAUCAGUGCAAGCCCAAGACCGAAGGUCGAAGGUUGCACCGGCUUGAGAUUUAUUUCUUUUAUAAAAUAAAAUAAUGCAAAAAAGGCA
Xenia sp. Carnegie-2017 is the source of this 1656-nucleotide messenger RNA. RefSeq lists its product as uncharacterized. The transcript is spliced from 7 exons. The record is from RefSeq and is a predicted model, not a curated record. The coding region runs from base 176 to 1474 and encodes 432 amino acids. NCBI's taxonomy places the organism in Eukaryota, Metazoa, Cnidaria, Anthozoa, Malacalcyonacea, Xeniidae.